AUGUACAGCACACGAGGAUAUGAUGACGAUGAAUCUACUGAAGCAUAUAUUAUCAUUGAUAAGGUUCAACCGGAUAUUGAAGAACUAACACCGAAUAUGGAAGAUAACGAAGAUGCCGAAUCAAAAAAAUCAGAAACACCAAAUUUAGGAAAAUUGGAAUAUUCAUUAGAUUAUGAUUUUCAAAAGCAAGAGCUUAAAGUCGAAGUAAUUCAAGCCCAAGAACUACCAGCGAUGGACAUGGGUGGUACAUCUGAUCCUUAUGUUAAACUCUAUGUAUUACCGGAUAAAAAGAAAAAAUUUGAAACCAAAGUUUAUAGAAAAACAUUAAAUCCAAUAUUCAAUGAAACAUUUAUAUUCAAGAACUUACCAUAUGGUGAAAUUGGUGGUAGAACACUUGUAUUUGCUGUUUAUGAUUUUGAUCGAUUUUCUCGACAUGAUCAAAUUGGCGAGCUUCAUAUACCAUUGAAUUCUGUAGACUUGGGAAAAGUUAUUCGAGAAUUAAGAGAUUUAUCUCCACCUCCUGGAGAGGGAGAAGCAGAAAAUAAACUUGGUGACAUAUGUUUUUCUUUACGUUAUGUACCAACAGCUGGAAAAUUGACAGUAACCAUAUUAGAAGCUAAAAAUUUGAAAAAAAUGGAUGUUGGUGGAUUAUCAGAUCCUUACGUAAAAUUAUCGUUAAUGAUGAAUGGUAAACGAUUGAAAAAGAAGAAAACAUCGAUUAAGAAAUGCACACUAAAUCCAUAUUACAAUGAGUCAUUUUCGUUUGAAGUACCAUUUGAACAGAUACAGAAAGUACAACUGGCAAUAACAGUCGUUGAUUAUGAUAGAAUUGGAACAUCUGAACCAAUAGGUAAAGUUAUUUUGGGUUGUAAUGCAGCCGGUACUGAGCUUCGCCAUUGGAGUGAUAUGUUAGCAUCACCUCGACGACCAAUAGCUCAAUGGCAUUCAUUAAAAGAUCCAGAAGAUGGUAAACCAUCAUAA
Messenger RNA from Didymodactylos carnosus, 981 nucleotides. The record is from the annotation of a GenBank genome assembly. NCBI's taxonomy places the organism in Eukaryota, Metazoa, Rotifera, Eurotatoria, Philodinida, Philodinidae.